Xenopus laevis (African clawed frog) is the source of this 2730-nucleotide messenger RNA. RefSeq names its product tyrosine-protein kinase SRK2-like. The coding region runs from base 209 to 2062 and encodes 617 amino acids. The transcript is spliced from 9 exons. The record is from RefSeq and is a predicted model, not a curated record. NCBI's taxonomy places the organism in Eukaryota, Metazoa, Chordata, Amphibia, Anura, Pipidae.
GAAAGGGUUGGGGGAGGAGCAAUUCCUAUUCUCUAUAUACUGUAUAGUUGUGAGUAUAUAAAGCAGGAACACACUGGCAGUACCAUGGGGCCCCUCCUGGGCUUGUGUUGGCUAUUACUGCUCCCAGGGGCCACAGGGGCCAAUAGCUGAGGAAAUCAGAGCUCCAGUAGGAGUGGGAGGUGCCAGGAGGGGGCGGGGCCAUGCAGGUAUGAAGGUGAGACACAGACACACCCUCCUGUUGGGGAGAAGUUUCCCAGGACUUCCUCGUGUCACAUCAGCCCGGGACAUUAUGGGGCUACAAAUCUGCAAGAGAAUCUGCCCCUGCUGCCCCUGCGCCCCCUGUCAGGAGUCUGAAUCAGCAGCCCGGCCCCAGGGCCCCUCAUCCAAGUUCUACCGGGGCCACCCUGGGCAUCUCCCACCCCCAGUGCCAGACACAGGUGAGAAGGGGCAGGGGGCACAGAGGAAGGAGGCGACAGGUAAAGGCACAACAGAGACUCGUCUGGUCUGGAGGAAUCAUAGGGGCACAGAGGGGCACAACUCGGCAUACAGGGGGCAAGGGAAGGAUAACGCAGGCUUUGACCCCCAAGACACAACAAACAAUGGUAUAAAGAUUGAGCCCCACAUUAUACAUGUGCCCCAAAAUCCAUCUCCUGAGGAACCAAGUGCCCAGGGCAGAGUCAAUUCCAGUAUGGCAGCACCAUCCCUGCAGUGGAGUAGGGCCGACAAGGUCUCCAUCUACAGCUACACUAAUAGCUCAGUGGGGGACAUGAAGGUGCAGAGAGGGGACCACCUCAAGGUCAUUCACACCAAGGGGGACUGGGCCUUUGUACAGAGGAUGAAUGAGAGGGGCCUGACCCAAACUGGAUACAUCCCCAAGAGUUUCCUGGCCGACACAGGGAGUCUGGAAGCUGAGGACUGGUACUUCGGGUGCAUAAAGAAAAUGGAUGCCAAGCGGUACCUCCUGCAGGAACCAAACAGCUCCGGCUCAUUCCUGGUCUGGAACAAUGAAGACUCUGCCUGUUAUUAUCUGUCUGUGCGUGUGGAUGUGACAGUGCGACAUUACAGGAUCUCUCAGUCCAAGUUGGCAUUUUACCUGGUGGACCGGGCGGCAUUUCAGACCCUGCGGAGUCUGGUGGACUAUUAUCAGCAGCAGAGCGAUGGGCUGUGCACUCGACUGGACAAACCCUGUGUGCGGUUGGACGAGCCCAGUAUGCCCAGUCUCUCCCACUCGACUGUCGAUAAACUGGAAAUCAGCCCCAACUCCAUCGAGAGGAUCAAACAAUUGGGCAGAGGAAGCUUCGGCCUCGUUUGGCUUGGGAAAUGGAACGGCACCACCAAAGUGGCAGUUAAGGAACUACAAGUCACAGCACAGUCGUUACAACAGUCUCUAUAUGGAGAAGCAGACACAAUGUGGAAGUUGAGUCAUGAGAGGCUACUGAAGUUAUAUGCCGUGUGUCUCCAGACUAACCCCGUGUUUAUUGUCACUGAGUAUAUGGAGAAGGGGACCCUGAAACGAUAUCUCAGAGCUCAUCAGCAGAACCGGGACCUGGAGCUGCAGCAGCUGAUGGAUUUCUCUGUACAGAUUUGCCAGGGGAUGGAUUACAUGGAGAAGAAUCUUUGUGUUCACCGAGACCUGAGAACUGAGAAUAUUCUGCUUUCCGCCAUGUUGUCCUGUAAAAUUGGAGACUUUGGAUUGGCUCGUUUUAUGAACAGCUCAUCUAUUGCCAUAUCCGCAGAUGCUAAGAUCCCUAUUAAGUGGAUGGCACCAGAAGUUUUCUCAGAGCAGAAGUAUUCCAGUAAAUCGGAUGUGUGGUCGUUCGGAGUGUUACUGGUGGAGAUUGUGACCUAUGGGAAGAUGCCUUUUCCAGAGAAAACCAAUGAGCAGUACGUCAUGGAACUAAUGGGUGGGGGGACCCUGCAGCCCCCCAGAGACUCUCCGGAGAAUGUCUCCUGCAUUAUGAACAUGUGUUGGAAGAGAGAGUCUCCCUUGAGACCCUCAUUUGCUCAGCUGGAGCGUCUCAUCAUGGAGCUGCUGACAUUCAGUGAAGAUGUGGUGGAGUGACUGUCAUUUAUGAAUAACUGUCACGUACAGGUCAAUGGACAUUAACACAAGCUCCUCCAUUUCUCUGAAGCCACGGGGCCCUGGAGGAGCCAAAUCCUAAUGUGCAAUGAGCCCAACUGCCCCCCGGGGGUAUCUGUAGCUUUCUACCCCUCUGUGUGGCUUUAAUAUCAGCAUCCAAUCAAAUGAUCCCAAUGGCACCCAUGGGGAGGUCUAUAGGGAAAUACAAUAUUUAAGCCAAUGAAGGGACAAUAUACAAAGCCCACCCAUAGCUGCAAUAUCAGCAGGUAACAAUACAGGGACCUGUUUCAGAGCAAACGUCCCAUUGGCUACUAGUCCUGCUCCAUUUCCCAUUGGUUCUGCAAGGGACCUGAUCACAGGGCCGACACCUUCCUUUGGUUGGACCCACCCAGUACUUGUUUGCUAACCAUGGGACUCGUGAUGGAAACCUUGGAUUUAGAGCAAUCACAUAAAGGCUCCUUCCAUUCUCUCACAGCACAGCAGUCCAGCCUUGCUUUUUGGCAAGAGUUAAUCCUUCAAAUGACCAUUUCUGUUACAGUGGCCACAGAUCCUAUAGGGGAGAAGGAGCUGAUAACUUAUUAUAAUACACAAAAGCCAUGAAUAUCUUGUAAAUUAUAUCCUUAUAAAUGGUGAGUUCUGAUGUCAUCAGU